AUGUCAAUCAUCUUACCUGACGCUGAAACUAUGCCUGAUACUAUCCCUCGCACUCAGGUUCAUCGCAGAGACUUCAGCGUCUUGCAACUCCCAUGUGGACAUGCAGGAUGCAAGCAGUUUUUCAAGAUAGGUGCAGGGCGCACAAAACAUAUCUUGUCAGCCCAUCCUGUGAUAUCUUCCCCACCACCAGAGCAGGACAUGGACAUCGAUGUCCCAGAUGUCCUGUUGCAACAACUUGAAGAUCGGUAUAAUGGUCAGGAUUUCCCCUUCUCACCUGAUAACAAGGAACACGACCUUGGGUACAGUCAUGAUCACUGCGCUGAUGCACUGAGGUCUUCCCCCCUGCCGGAUGUUGAUACUGAGUUUUUUGGGCCCGGGAACCAUCUUUUUCACAACUAUCACGCCCAACUCAAUGGACGUCCAUGUGACAUUCAUGGUUGUUUUCUCGACGAUAAUGCAUUGCCACCAACUCAUGAACCUCAAUCUCCGAAUGACUGGAUGCCAUUCCAUAACCGCACUGAAUUCGAAACUGCCGAUUUUUUCUACACUCAGAACCCAACACCUGCCCGGAAAAUUGAUGCGCACCUUGCCCUAUGGGCAUCUACCUUGCUCAAACAUGGUGAUGCACCACUAUUUGCAGACAAUCAAGAUCUCUAUGCAAUGAUUCCGAUGUUACUUGUAACAAUGAUUGACGCAAUACCAUUGGGAGAGGUCAAGUGGGAGUGUGAGAAGCCUGAAGGUAGUUAUCCGCCCUGGAUGGACAGCACCUUUGAUGUAUGGUACCGGGAUCUACAUCAAGUAGUCCGCAACAUGCUCGCAAACCCCAAUUUCACACACAAGAUGGACUUUCGACCUUACCGAGAGUACUCGACCUCAGGUGAGGAGCGCCACUAUAGAGACUUCAUGUCUGCUGACUGGGCAUGGGAUCAAGCAGACAUCAUUUCUAAGGAUCCAGAUACAAUUGGCGCCACCUUCAUUCCUGUCAUUCUUGGAAGUGACAAAACAACCGUCUCUGUAGGAACCGGGAACAAUGAGUAUUACCCGCUCUAUCUGUCCAUUGGGAACAUCCACAACAAUGUCCGGCAUGCGCACCGGAAUGCAGUCGUAGUCAUUGGCUUUCUUGCGAUGCCAAAGACUACAAAGGAACACACAAGUGACCCACACUUCCUAAAAUUCUGCCACCAGUUGUUUCAUGCUUCGCUUUCCAAGAUUCUCGAAAGACUUAGGCCUGGAAUGACGAAACCUGAGGUUGCAAAAUUUGGUGAUGGGCAUUUCCGUCGUGUCAUCUAUGGCCUUGGACCUUACAUUGCUGACUAUGAAGAACAAGUUCUGCUGGCAUGUAUUGUGCGCUGCUGGUCUGGCGCGCUUCCUCGAUGUCAAGCGUAUACAGAAGAACUUGUUAGUGUGGGGACAUAUUUGGAACUGUGGGACGAGUUUGGAGUUGUAGCAGAUCUUGUUCCGUUCACUAAUGAUUUUCCUCGUGCUGAUAUUUGCCAGCUGAUCGCACCCAACAUCUUACAUCAGCUCAUCAAAGGCACGUUCAAGGACCAUCUUGUGGACUGGGUCCAUAAGUAUCUCCUACAAACACAUGGAGCACAUGAUGCGCAACACAUCUUGGAUGACAUUGAUCAUAGAAUUGCUAGUGUCGCCCCUUUCGCAGGCCUGAGGCGUUUCCCGCAAGGGCGUGGCUUCAAACAAUGGACCGGAGAUGACUCAAAAGCACUUAUGAAGGUUUAUAUAGCGGCCAUUGAGGGACACGUCCCAGUGGAAAUCAUACGCACAUUCCGUGCGUUUCUUGAAUUUUGUUACAUUGUACAAAAGAAUACUAUAACCGAGGGCAUGCUGGAGAAACUGCAAGAUGCUAUUUCCUGUUUCCAUCAUUAUCGCAAGAUUUUCCUUGAAACUGACACUGUAUCCACAUUCUCUCUACCGCGACAACACUCUGUCUCUCAUUAUUUGCAGCUCAUCCGACUCUUUGGCGCUCCAAAUGGACUCUGCUCAUCCAUUACAGAGAGCAAACACAUCAAGGCUGUUAAAAAUCCAUGGAGGCGAUCAAGCAAAUAUAAUGCGCUUGGUCAAAUGCUUGUCACAAAUCAACAGCUCGAUAAACUUGCUGCUGCACGAGUCGACUUCACCAGCCGUGGGAUGUUGGAUGGAACUUGCCUUUCAGCAGCCCUUGAUGCCCUUUGUAAGGAUCAUGCGCUUACUACUACUAAUGAUGCAAUCUGCAAUGCUCACGACGAAGACUUUGACAUGUCUGUUCCUGAAGACGACAUCAACGGUGUAGAUCCUGGCCCAACAGUUCUGCAAGCGCAUACACGAUUAGUGCGAACUGCACGCAACACAAACUCGCAGCGUCAUUCUUUGGAUAUCCCUCGUCUACCUGAGAUGGUCUGCCGCUUUCUCUUCCAGCAGACACGUCCAGAUGAUCCACGAGAUGGCAAAAUAUCAUUCUAUGCCCCGAGUGAUAUAAGUGGGAUCGGUGGGAUGCGGAUUGAGCACAUUCGUGCUUGUCCCAUGUGGCGGAACGAGGCCCCUCGUUAUGACUGUGCUUUCGUCAAUAUUGGGUCAGAAGAUGUGGGCAUUCGAGGACUCGAAGUCGCGAGGAUUCAUGCAUUCUUCUCAUUCAUUUAUGGAGGAAAGACUUACCUGUGUGCCGUCAUGCGCUGGUUUAAUAUCAUUGGAGACUUGCCUGAUGAAGAUACUGGCAUGUGGAUGGUCCAUCCGGCCUGCGGUACCAACAAUGCACCUCUCUACAACAUUAUACAUGUCGAUUCAAUCUAUCGUGUGGCUCACCUCAUUCCCAUUUAUGGCAGACAUUUUCUCCGCCAUGAUAUUAAUCUACAUAAUUCAUAUGACAGUUUUCGAACAUUUUAUGUCAAUAAAUACGCUGAUCAUCAUGCUUUUGAGCUCGCAUCAUAG
Molecule: messenger RNA, 2922 nt
Organism: Suillus fuscotomentosus
Lineage: Eukaryota; Fungi; Basidiomycota; Agaricomycetes; Boletales; Suillaceae
Exons: 15
Coding region: 1-2922 (973 amino acids)
Source: RefSeq, a predicted model, not a curated record